CCCGGUGGCCCAGUGCAUUGUGGGACAGCGCCAGGCACCAGCCCUGUAUUUGGGAUUGUAAUUCGGAGCUAGCUGAUAGUUGCGUGCCGCCCGCAGGAAGGUAUGGAGGAGAGGGAGACGCCACCGUGCUGAUGUUUCUGUCUGGAAUGACCGCGCGGCUUCUCCGGCUCUAGGUGGUUCAUGCAAACUGCUACGCUGCUGCCUCCUUGCACCCAUCAUGCCUUAUGGAAUAUUCAUCCUCCACCUAUGAUAUUCCAGCAGACGCUGACGUCCUAUCAUGCGACUCCGAAUCUACAAGAGGAAGGUGGUGAUACUGACUCUGGUGGUUGUCAUCUGUGGCCUAGCUUUCUGGAGCAGCGGAAGACAGAAAAAGAAUGACAGUGGCUCGUUCCCUAAGGAAGUGGAGACGGUGAGGAGGAGCAGCAGCAGCGGUGGCAGCAGCAGUAGCAGCAGUAGCAACAACCAUCUCCUGGUGCAAGCCACGCCUGCAGUGAGCCGAGCACCGGUUCUACCUCCAAUUCUUCUGGCUAAUGACACAUACCCCGAAAAAGCAAAGGAUAAAGAGAAGAUACCCAGGCCAGAGGUGGAUAACACCACGUUAGUCUACCGUGGCAUUGUCUUCCAGCUGAACUUUGACCAGACAAUAAGACACGAGGAGAGGUUUAAAAAUGCACGAAAGAAAGAUGAUCUGGUUGUGGUGGUUCAGGUCCAUAACCGGCCGGAAUACCUUAAGAUAUUAGUGGACAGUUUGCGAAAGGCCAGAGGUGUGGAGAGCAUACUGCUGAUAUUCAGCCAUGACUACUGGUCCCCGGACAUAAACAAAGUGGUGGCUUCUGUUGACUUUUGUCAAGUCCUUCAGAUUUUUUUCCCCUUCAGCAUCCAGCUGUAUCCCCAGGAAUUCCCCGGAAAUGACCCCAAGGAUUGCCCUAGAGACAUUCCCAAAAAGGACGCCUUAAAGCUGGGAUGCAUAAAUGCGGAGUACCCCGACUCCUUCGGCCACUACCGUGAGGCAAAGUUCUCCCAGACCAAGCACCACUGGUGGUGGAAGCUCCACUUUGUAUGGGACAGAGUCCGGGCCCUGAAGGACCACAAGGGUCUGGUCCUGCUGAUUGAGGAGGACCACUACUUGUCUCCAGACUUUAUCCAUCUGCUCAAGCUAAUGUCUACCAUUAAACGAGAGCAAUGCACAGACUGUGACAUCCUGUCACUGGGGAGUUACAGCCACAUCGGCUACUCCAGCAAAGCGAACAAGGUGGAGGUCAAAGUCUGGAAGUCCACCGAGCACAACAUGGGGAUGGCUCUAAACAGAGACACCUACCAGAAGCUCCUCCAAUGCACCGACACAUUCUGCACUUACGACGACUACAACUGGGACUGGUCCUUGCAGCACCUGACCGUGGCCUGCUUGCCGUCCUAUUGGAAGGUCAUGGUGUGCGAGGCGCCGCGGGUUUUCCACGCCGGGGACUGCGGCAUGCACCACAAAAAGGCUUCCUGUAUGCCAAUCAGCCAGAAAACCAAGAUAGAAAACGUCCUACAGAGCAGCGGGAACCAGCUGUUCCCAAAGAACCUCCUGAUAGCAAAAAGACUGCCUGCCAACGGGGCCGGAGGCGUGGCCCCACACGUCAAAAACGGGGGCUGGGGCGAUAUCAGGGACCAUGAACUUUGCAAGAGUUAUGUUCGAUUACAGUGACCUUAAUUGCUACUAUUAUUCUAUAUUAUUGUCUCUUUUGCAUCCUCUAUAAAGAAAAAAGCCUUUUAAAAGUAAAUCUUUAUGGACUUCUCUUCAUAUUGCCUGUUUUAUUGGACUGUUCCAAAUAAAGAUGAAUGUUGGAUUUUUGGCUCCUUUACCACAAAUAUAUCUUUACAAUGAACGAUUUAAGUGAUUCCUGGCAACUCUGCAUUGUUUUGUAAGCUGCAAUUAAUAAUAUAUGAAAAAAUA
This is a messenger RNA of Betta splendens (Siamese fighting fish), 1939 nucleotides long. It is a transcript of the gene mgat2, whose product is annotated as alpha-1,6-mannosyl-glycoprotein 2-beta-N-acetylglucosaminyltransferase. The transcript has 3 exons. Gene Ontology annotation, biological process: oligosaccharide biosynthetic process; protein N-linked glycosylation. Lineage: Eukaryota; Metazoa; Chordata; Actinopteri; Anabantiformes; Osphronemidae. Bases 278 to 1690 code for a protein of 470 amino acids. Gene Ontology annotation, molecular function: alpha-1,6-mannosylglycoprotein 2-beta-N-acetylglucosaminyltransferase activity. The record is from RefSeq and is a predicted model, not a curated record. Gene Ontology annotation, cellular component: Golgi stack; Golgi membrane.